Scleropages formosus (Asian bonytongue) is the source of this 972-nucleotide messenger RNA. RefSeq names its product elongation of very long chain fatty acids protein 4-like. The record is from RefSeq and is a predicted model, not a curated record. Gene Ontology annotation, cellular component: endoplasmic reticulum membrane. Gene Ontology annotation, biological process: sphingolipid biosynthetic process; fatty acid elongation, monounsaturated fatty acid; very long-chain fatty acid biosynthetic process. Gene Ontology annotation, molecular function: fatty acid elongase activity. NCBI's taxonomy places the organism in Eukaryota, Metazoa, Chordata, Actinopteri, Osteoglossiformes, Osteoglossidae. The coding region runs from base 6 to 821 and encodes 271 amino acids. The transcript has 5 exons.
CACUGAUGGAGUCUCCAAUGCCCACCCUGGCCAUCAGCUCCCUCUACUUGCUCUUCCUCUGGCUGGGGCCCAAGUACAUGCAGCACCGAGAGCCUUUCCAACUGAGGAAGACACUCAUUGUCUACAACUUCAGCAUGGUCAUCCUCAACUUCUAUAUUUUCAAAGAGCUCUACCUCGGGUCACGAGCAGCUGGGUACAGCUACCGCUGCCAACCAGUCAACUACUCUGAUGAUGUGAACGAAGUCAGGAUAGCAUCGGCACUCUGGUGGUACUACAUUUCCAAAGGUGUGGAAUACCUUGACACAGUCUUCUUCAUCUUGCGUAAGAAAUUCAACCAAGUCAGCUUUCUGCACGUGUACCACCACUGUACCAUGUUCAUCCUCUGGUGGAUUGGCAUCAAAUGGGUGGCUGGAGGACAGUCAUUCUUCGGUGCACACAUCAAUGCAGCCAUACAUGUCCUCAUGUACCUGUACUACGGCCUUGCUGCCUUUGGGCCCAAGAUCCAGAAGUACUUGUGGUGGAAAAAGUACCUGACCAUCAUCCAGAUGAUCCAGUUCCAUGUGACCAUUGGCCACGCUGGUCACUCACUGUAUAUUGACUGUGACUUCCCCCACUGGAUGCAUUGGGCCCUAAUCUGCUACGCCAUCACCUUCAUCAUCCUCUUUGCCAACUUCUACUACCGGACAUACCGACACCAACCACGGCGGGAUGGAUCUGUCAAGGGCGGCAAGGCCAUAGCCAACGGUGUUUCUGAAGAAAUCAACAGCAGGGUGGAAGAGAAUGGGAGGAAGCCAAAGAAGGGGAGGGCAAAGCAUGAGUAGGGGAGUAGACAAGUAAGCCUGGCUUUGAUUGCUGGGAAGGACAAAUGUUUUCUGAGAUCUGGGGGGUGAAGUUUUCAGAUAAGGAUGGGGUGGUCGGGCCAUGCUGCCUCUGGCUCUUUGUAAAUGUGAUUGUGUCUAACUUGUGCAGGAG